UAAGGCUUGUGGAUAUUGGGAAAGGGAUGCUAGUUCUGUCAUGGGCGUGCUGAAACAAGCUUGUGCUGUGCGAGAUCUCAGCAUUUGUUUGCCUUUUUAACGUGAAAAAAGGCGUUAGUGCAGAGUAGUCCCCACAGAGCUAGGAGGGGUAUUUAGAACGUGAAGCAUAAACAUGGGAACAUAAAAUGGCAGCAGCCUUUCCCUCUCAGUAAUGUUCUUUCUGAUUUAUAGUUUUGAUUUUAUAUAUGGAUGCCUGCAUGGAGGACCAAGGAGCUUCUGGACACAGGAUCUGCUCUUCUUCUACCGUGGGACCCCAUAUCCUGUCACAGUGUGCAGCGUGGAAACGUUCCAAGCCUUGGAGAACCUGGAAGCCAGAAGAGAUGAUGUGCUGCUGGUGUCCUACCCCAAAUGUGGUGUGAACUGGCUUAUCCAGAUUUUAAGUGAUUUGAUAUUUACAACUACCCAGAGUAAACCUGUAAGCACUGAACUACCAUUUAUUGAAUGUGGAGAUCCAGGUAAAUAUCAGAGGAUGAACCAGAUUCCAUCUCCAAGGAUUUUGGCGACACAUCUGAGUUAUGACUGCCUCCCCAAGUCUAUUUUCAAGAACAAAACUAAGAUACUAGUGCUGUUUCGAAACCCUAAGGAUACAGCUGUUUCAUUUUUCCAUUUCCACAACAGUGCACCAGGCGUCCCCAGUUACAGCUCCUGGGAUGAGUUCUUCUCAGAGUUUAUGAAUGGGAAAGUCGUCUGGGGAUCCUAUUUUGAUCAUGCAGUUACCUGGAACAAACACAUAGAGGAUGAGAAUAUUAUGACCAUAAUAUAUGAAGACCUGAAGGAGAACCUGACUGCCAGUGUAAAGCAGAUAGCUGAAUUCUUUGGCUUCUCCCUGACGGCAGAGCAGAUCCAGUCCAUUGCAGACAGGGCCACCUUCCAGGAAGUGAAGGAUAAGGCUCAGGAGACUCAUGGUGCUGUUGGCUCCAUUCUUUUCCGCAAAGGUGUUGUUGGAGACUGGAAAAAUCUUUUCACUGAUGCUCAGAACCAGGAAAUGGAUGCCAAAUUCAAAGUAUGCUUAGAAGGAACUAAGCUGGGAGCGAAGUUAAAAUACGACGUGUACUGCAAGACCUGAAGCUCCUGUAGAGAAAAAAACCUCUGUGAUCUAGGCUGCUUUUUGUUAAAUUUUAUGAAAUAGAAACCGGGACUGUAACUGAUUUAAAUGUUUUGAAAAUCCCUACAAUUUACAUACCUGUUUCUGCUGUCUUAACUUAGGCAAACAAUCCUUGCUUAUGCAGUUGGUAUAAUUGAAUUCACUGGAUUCUCUUAAAUGACCUGUAGUUCUUUGGCUUCAUUUGGUUUUUCAAAUGGAUUUUUAGCUAUUAUUUCAGGUUACCUGGUAGAAUCCUGUGUGGGAUAUAUAUGCAGUAGUUAAACUUGCUGAAAUAACUGGAAAUGUAUUCACUACAUUGGAAGAGAUUUUCUAAGAGAUUUUAUAAAACAAUAAUGAAGUAUUGUUUUGAUUCCUAAUUUCCAAGAUCAUAGGAUUAAUAUAUAAUUUUAAAUUCUAAUGUAAUUGUGAAAAUGAAAUUUCAAAAGGACUUGUUUUUUUUCCUACUUUCUGUGUGCUGAUAAAUGUGUGAAAAAAAAUGAAGUAACUCAGUGGUGGAAA
Molecule: messenger RNA, 1663 nt
Organism: Apus apus (common swift)
Lineage: Eukaryota; Metazoa; Chordata; Aves; Apodiformes; Apodidae
Gene: SULT6B1
Product: sulfotransferase family 6B member 1
Exons: 8
Coding region: 212-1126 (304 amino acids)
Biological process (GO): sulfation
Cellular component (GO): cytoplasm
Molecular function (GO): sulfotransferase activity
Source: RefSeq, a predicted model, not a curated record